AUGUGCCACUUUCAGGUCUCCUCACACUGCUGGUGUGUUGAAUUUUUUUGACAUAGGGUGCUGGCAGAUUACGGGCCUCCCAUAGCUGCUGCCAGGCCCCUAAUCUGCCAUGGGCCCCUAUAUACCGCCUCCUCAUGCUGCUGCCAAGUCCAGAGUCUCUCAUGGGUCCCUGUACGGCCUCCCAUUGCUGCUGUCUCCAUCGCCACACUCUGCCAUGUGCCACUUUCAGGUCUCCUCACACUCCUGCUGGUUUCCAUUUUGUCAUAGGUUGCUGUAUGGCCUCCCAUUGCUGCUGCCUCCACCGCCACACUGUGGCUCCAAACACUGGUUUUGGCCCCGUGACUGCCCAAAUGAGUGAAGUGUGCGAUGAUUCUAAGAUCGACGGCACUCAUCUGCAUGUCAUACUG
Molecule: messenger RNA, 407 nt
Organism: Staurois parvus
Lineage: Eukaryota; Metazoa; Chordata; Amphibia; Anura; Ranidae
Source: the annotation of a GenBank genome assembly